This is a messenger RNA of Leptomonas pyrrhocoris, 1965 nucleotides long. Its product is annotated as putative mitochondrial RNA editing comple protein MP63. The transcript has a single exon. The record is from RefSeq and is a predicted model, not a curated record. Lineage: Eukaryota; Euglenozoa; Kinetoplastea; Trypanosomatida; Trypanosomatidae. Bases 94 to 1965 code for a protein of 623 amino acids.
GUGCGCGUUCGCCCGAGUGCGGCGUUAGUUUCUUUGUUUUGGUUUUUGUCUUCUCUCUUCCCCUCGUCAUAUCUUUCGCAGAAGUUCUAUCUAAUGCAACGGUGCAUUCGAAUUGUUGGCGUUGCCGCAUGUCGCUGCGCAUUUCGUCGCUUACGACAGGUGGGAGCGGCCCGCCACACCUUUGUAGAUGGACAGGGCUUCGUGCUCGGAGCUGCUGCGUCUUUUCCUCUCGCCACCUCUUCGCGACGUCAAGCGACGGCGCCGGAUAAGCGCUUCCACUGCAGUGUCUGCAAAAAAGCUUUCCGGUUGGAGAUGGCGGCGAAGCUGCAUCUGCAGCAGGUGCACAGCGGUGAGGGCGCGGUGGAGGCUGGCGCCGGGCCCGGGCAGCCGGAGGAGCAGACAACGCAGACUCCGGUAGGCGUCUUCCGCAACACCCCCCCUCAAGCGCCUACCGUUGUGACGCCUGUGCAACCCGAUCUCUACGAGCGUCCUGCGCGUCGCGAAAAACCGGCGCCAAAGCCGCUGCACCAGGCAGAGCGGGAGGUGCCCAGCUUGGUGAUGGAGAAGAUGCUCUCUAUGUGGGACGAUAUUGGUGUGAAGCGAAUGGGAAACCAGUUUGUGCACAGCUCCAUGGUGAUGCGCGUCUUCGCCGCCCGCCCGUCCGACUACGCCGAGCCACUCUACGGGGUAGUGAACCCGGAAGGUGAGAACCCGUUUGAAAGCGGCGGGUCAGCGGUGGACAGCUCCGCUUACCCUGCAGAGGCGGAUGAGCGCAACAUUUUCAGCCUCAGCAUGUCCGAUGCGUUUGUGAUGGCCACCGCGGUGUCUUUCGGUCCUUGCCACCCGGCGAAAUGCCCCAACCCCUUUCGCAUGAAGUUCACAAGGGAGGCGAGCAAGGUUGCUCCAAAGGCCGAAGUCGCGGACCAGCAGACAGCCCCGGUCACCCCUUUUGGCCAACUCCCCUUGUUCGGCCAACUUCGAUCACCGAUGCCACCGCAGGAGACCGCUGAACCCGUCGCCGUCGCGCCAGAGAGCAGCGCUACGCUCGUCUCGUCGCCGUUUAAGUCCAGCAUCGACAAUUCGCCUUUUUCGGGCGCCGCAACAACCCCGUUUUCUGACGUCGGGUAUUCGCCCUUUGCCUCUGCGGAAGAGACGCCUGCGCCAGCUGCCCCCAUGCCGGAGGAUGCGGCAGCAACGGCUGCAGCAGCGCCCGCGGCCAUUCCCUCUCCCUUUCUCUCCGCCGCCAACGCCCCGUCGUCGCCCUUCGCGGCGGCUGCGAGCCCUUUUGCUGCCUCUCCUUUCCCCGCUCCCGACGCCCAAGUGCCAGGUGGAGGUUUGGCCGGUGCUGAUGCCCGCUUUGUGUCCACCGCCGAUGCGUACUCCUCUACCAUGCCCGCUGCGGCCGCGACGGAGGUGCCGUCGGUGCACGUGUGUUCCGUGUGUGAAAAGAGAUUUUCCACGCACGAGGGACUCCGCAUGCACAGCAAAGCGAAACACUCCCUCGACCUCCCCAAGGAGAAGGAUCAGCGACGGCGGAAGAGCGUGCCGGACUUGCCUGCGUACAUACCCAGUCCGGUGGACCUUUCGAUGACAUCGCCGUUUGGCUCGUCCACGCAGACCACGGCGUGGUCAGAGGUGGAGCUGACACCGUGUGCGCAGUCCAUGAGCAACAUCACUGUCGCUGGCAGGAUUGUGGACAGCGACGCGUUGCAAGACGGAAGCGUGCUGUUGACGGUGUUCGUGCGCGAAUUUGUCACCGGGGGCGGUGAGAUGAUCACCGUCCGCUGCUCGGCAGAAGCAAUGAAGGCUGUUAGCAGUUCUUUUCGACGUGGCGAGUACGUGUUUGCGUGCGGCAGUCUGCGCCUCUUGCCCGUCGUGGACGAGACGACGAAGAAGAUGUUUGCCUCUCCCGUGGUCUACGUCACGUCUCCCACCGGAGUCGUGGCCAAGCUGAAUUCUUCCUAG